Molecule: messenger RNA, 3655 nt
Organism: Dicentrarchus labrax (European seabass)
Lineage: Eukaryota; Metazoa; Chordata; Actinopteri; Moronidae
Product: nuclear receptor subfamily 1 group D member 1
Exons: 8
Coding region: 826-2559 (577 amino acids)
Biological process (GO): negative regulation of transcription by RNA polymerase II; hormone-mediated signaling pathway; positive regulation of transcription by RNA polymerase II
Molecular function (GO): RNA polymerase II cis-regulatory region sequence-specific DNA binding; zinc ion binding; nuclear receptor activity
Source: RefSeq, a predicted model, not a curated record
AACGAGCCCAAUGUGCCGUCUCCACGCGCGGCUCUCGGCCAAUGAAAGAGUGAGAAAGAGUAAAGAGUGGGGGCAUGAGCAGAGGAGGUGGGUGAAAUGUUUUCAGAGAGCGUGACACACAGAGAGAGAGAGAGAGAGAGAGAGAGAGAGAGAGAAAGAGAGAGACAUCACUGAUACACAUCAGCAAACAGGCGGUUGACGGGACACACAAAAAGAGAACAGAGAGAGAGAGAGAGAGAGAGAGAGAGAGAGAGAGGGAAAAAAACUGGUCACAUUUCUCAGGCACCUGAAAACGUGCUGGUUAUUUUAGGACCCGUGUUGCUUAUUGAUGAGUGGGGGAGUGUUUAAACUACUUCCACACUCUGGUCAUGUUUUAACGGUGACUGUACAUGGCAAGCAGCUGAAUGCUUUGGGAACUCUGUAAUUUAGAGAAGCCCUAUACAGUACUGUCUCACCACAGUCUAGCAUCUUAGUGUGCGCAGACGGAGAGCCGACUCAACCUGUGCAUCCACUGGAAGUUAUCUGGAUCAACGACAUAGAGAGAGAUAGAGAGAUACUCUUUUAAUUUCUUUUUAAAGAAUAUUUCUUUUUAACUUGUUUCUCUUCGCUGACUGGGUUUCCUCGAGAACCCCCCAUCAAUGCCCUGCGCACAGUGCUGUUGGUCUGAGCUUUUGGAUACACUCUCUAUGCCUUGGCAGUUAAUGACUCUUUCACCUAUAUCAACCAAACUCCUCGGCAGCAAGCAAAGGCAGUCAGUCCAGCAUUAAACGUCCGAUAUUAAACAACACGGAACAACUGAACAGCAACUUCGAUCUACUGGGAAACAUGGACAACAGCCCUGGUGGUGGUGUUAUCUUGUACGCUGGCUCGUCCGGCAGUGCCAGUCCGAGUCCUGGCAGUCCUUCAAGUGGAUACCAGACCCAGUCGCCCUCCUCCCACUCGCAGCCUUCAUCCCCAGAGGGUGUCUCCUUUCAGGAGAUUGGGCCCCUGAAGCAGAGAGGGGAACAAGGGGGAGGGACUCCUUCCCCGCGAAUGGUCUUCCAGUUUCCUGAAGUAAACAAUGCUCCCGUUGCCCAAAUAACAACGGUAUCAUCGGCAACCUACAACCAUCCCACAGUGGCCAAAAGACCUUGUGGUUUCACUGGCACAUUCACCAAAACCGGAGGUAUGGUGCUUCUGUGUAAGGUGUGUGGGGACAUCGCAUCUGGGUUCCAUUAUGGCGUACACGCCUGUGAAGGCUGCAAGGGGUUCUUCAGACGCAGCAUUCAGCAGAAUAUCCACUACAAGAUGUGUGUAAAGAAUGAAAAGUGUCUCAUCAUGCGCAUGAACCGAAACCGGUGCCAGCACUGCCGCUUUAAGAAGUGUCUCUCCGUGGGCAUGUCCAGAGAUGCUGUGCGUUUUGGGCGUAUUCCCAAACGGGAGAAGCAGAGACUAUUGGAUGAGAUGCAGAGCUACAUGAACAGUCUCAACGAAUCAGCUUCCAUGGAAAUGGAGGUGUCACCUCCUCCCGAUGCCCCGUGCAGUCCACAGAACCAGACAAAUGAAGGAGCGGGCUCCAUAUCACAGUCUUACCGCGGCAACUUGAUGAUUGACGAGAAACCACUCAAGAUGGCCGCCGGCAACAGCAACAUUGGCACUUCGUCUUUCCAGAACAGUUCGGUACAGGAACCUUCCCUGUCGCACUCAGCAACCCAAACUCAGCACACAGUUCAGGGGGAGCAGGUGAACAUGACAAGCUACCAUGUCUCCACAAACUGCCCUGUUGGCUCAACCAACAAUGAAAACUCCACUAAUACUAACAUUGACAACGCCAAGUACACCUACUCCUCCAAUCAGAAUCAGUGCCCCUUCAGUGGCAGCGUGUCAUCUCAGUCCUACUCCUCCAAUCAGAACAGUUACCAAGCCAGGGAUUCCCAGAACCAAAGCCCUUGCCCUUGGAAGCUGAACGGAGGAGCCAAAGUGCUGGCAUGUCCACUCAAUUCGUGUCCCGUGGCUCCGGCCAGUCGCUCCAGUCAGGAGGUGUGGGAGUCUUUCUCCCAGUGCUUCACCCCUGCUGUUAAAGAAGUAGUGGAGUUCGCAAAGAGCAUUCCGGGCUUCCAGACUCUAAGCCAGCAUGAUCAGGUCAUGCUGCUCAAAUCUGGCACUUUCCAGGUGCUGAUGGUGAGGUUUUGCUCACUGUUUGACCCCAAGGAGAGGACAGUAACGUUCCUCAACGGGCAGACCUACUCACUGGCAUCACUGAGGGCUCUCGGCAUGGGCUCCUUACUGGACGCCAUGUUCGAAUUCAGCGAGAAGCUUGGAUCUUUGGGUCUGGAGCCAGACGAGAUGGCUCUUUUCAUGGCUGUUGUGCUUGUUUCUGCUGAUCGAUCUGGUAUAGUGGAAGUGGGAGCAGUGGAGCAGCUGCAGGAGAAUCUAAUUAAAGCUCUGCGCUCUCUCAUCACCAGUCGCCGCCCAGAUGACAGCACACUCUUCCCAAAGUUGCUGCUACGUCUGCCAGACCUGCGCACCCUGAACAACCAUCACUCUGACAAGCUUUUAGCUUUCCGCAUAGAUCCUUGAGUUCAGAGAGCUAAAUCUGACUGAGGUAUCUGCUUUGGGGAGCCUCCCUGCGUCCCCAUGCAAGCCUGGCCUGCCACAUACAGUACACUGGCCUAUGCAUGAUGGACAGUUGUUGUGGGAGCUGUGCCAACUCUGGUGCUAUGUCGAAAAAAUAUCAGUGAAGGAUGUAGGCACAGCUGGAGGUGGAGGCUUCUGAACCCAAACCAAUUCCUCCUCCAGUCGUUUCCACGAUUGCUUAAAAAAAAAACUAUCAAAACAUAGACUGUGUUCUUCCUUGGGUUCUUCGAGUCAACAUCAGACCACCAAGUCAUCACUUCUCCCUCCUGGAGUUUGUCAAAGCCAGUUUUCUGUUCUGAAGACCAAAAAGAAGAAAGAGUCUGUUGUUCCUCGCUAGACUUUGUCCUCCUAUCCCAGCUCAAAAAGCUAACAAGAGGGAAGCACAUACUCUCGCCCAGAGAAAUAGGAACAUGUACAAACAUUCACCAACAAUGAUUUCUUGCAUUCAUAUUACAACAUGUAAAGGGCACUUUCCAUACAUUCAGAAGACCUCUUAAAUCAAUAUAUCACAUAGCAAUAGAAAUGUCUGAUACACAGUUGGGACGAUGGUUAGGGUAUGCCCUAUUGAAAUGACAUAAGCUAUUUUCAUAACAUGUCACCAUGUGGGAAAUCUUUAUGAAAAUCACCCAUUUGUGAUUGAGAAAUGUAUAACAUUUUUAAGAAAUGAGAGUAAGUUGCAUUGUAUUUGUAUGCGGUAAUCAGGGAGAAAUUAUUGGUCAUUUUAGACCAUGUCUGAUGGGUUAUAUGUUGAGGUGUUUUGUUGUACAUAUUGUAUAUAACCCUUGUUAGUUUGCAGAUUCUUGGAUAUGUAAAUGAAGUUAGUCCUGAAUUACUGUAUGAUCUCACAAAUAAUAGAUUGCUCUCCAGACUGCAAAGUGAAAGCAGCAUUUGAACCAUGCGCUCCGAGUAUAAACUUUUUAUUUGAAGAUAUAUAAUUGAAAUAAAUGUGUUGUCAACUGACUGCAUCACCUUGUGAAUAUUUUGUAAAUGUUUUAUGGUUACACCAUAGAGAACCAUUAUUAAAUGAUGUUAUAUAGCA